AUGCUGAAAAGGGAAUGUACUAAACGACCUCCCGUUCCCACACCGCUGAGCGGAACAGCCGGUAAGGCUAUUCUUCUGCAUUUGCUGCUGCUCUUGGUCCUCCUUUGCCCGUGGGAUAUAUCGUCAGCAUCUUCUCACUUCAAUGUCGGCAACGAAGGCUUUGAAAUGGAUGAAGCCUUUGGUGUUUCAAUCCACAAAGCAGCUGAAGCACCAGCAGGUCCUGCAGCAGAGGGUGGGCAAAAUGGUGAAGCACUCAUACAGAAGCUGUUGGACCAAGGCGUGGAUCACGUGGAAGUGGGUGGGGAUCGUAGUUCACAGAAGAAGUUUGGUUGGCCCGUAUUGGGUUCUGCUGGAUCUCUGGUGCUUCUGAUGGCCAUUGUUACAGCAUGGGCGUUUGCAGCUGCUGCUCCCAGGGACAGGAGUCUCCCCACAGUUCACCAUGAAAAAGAUGAGAAGAAAGAGGAAGAAGAAAAGCAGAAGAUGGCAAGUAGUAAAGGAAUGAAGGAAGAAGGGGAAGCAGAAGUGGCAGAAUCUCAGGAAUCGUUGCCGUCGGGAGGAGAGGAAACAGCAGCACCAGAGCCUCCACAAGAACAUCACCAAAAACAAGAAGGGCAAGAAGGCGAAGAUAUGGGAACGGAGGAGGAGGGAAAAAGUGAAGAAGAACAAGAAAAAGUAGAAAAAGAGGCAGGAGGAGAAGAAGAAAGCGUGGGAAAAGAACAAAGAGACGAAAAAGCGGGAGAGGAAGGUGAGGAAGAAAGAGAGGAAAAGGAAGGAGAAAAAGAAAAGGUUAAGCGAAAGCAAGAAGACACAGCAGAAGAAGAAGAAGACGAAGAAGAAGAAGAAGAAGAAGAAGAAGAAGAAGAAGAAGAAGAAGAAGAAGAAGAAGAAGAAGAAGAAGAAGAAUGUAAUAUAGAAUAUGCUGUAGAACAGUUGCAGCAGCAGCAACUGCUGCGAGCUUGCUGGUUCCCUGCACAAUCUUUGAGUGCAUCCCUGAAUCAGCCAAUGUCUACUGUUCUGCUGGGGCAGCUGAAAGAGCACAUGGACGCGGCGGAGCAGCAUCAGUCUGCUGCAGAGGUCGGGGACCAUGCAGCAGUGGCUGCGAUUGCCGCUGCAAAUCAAGCAGCUGCAAACGAUCUUGCAGCUUUGGAACAACUGGCAAGAGAUAUUGUGGUGACCGGUGCAGCAGCAGCAUUUAUGUGCCCCGACGCAACCCGUAUAGCUGAUGCAGCUUUUGCAAGCCGCGUGUUAGAAAGCACAGGAGCAACACCUUCAUACCAACAGGCAUGGGAUCAAGCUGUACGCAUGUGCAACGACAGCAUUGACUUCCAGAAAGAUGAGGCAACGACAAUCAGAACGCAGCUACAGAGCUUCCCUCCGCUGCAACAGCGGCAGCUGGGGCGGUUGCCCGAGCGGCUUUCUGCGGCGCGGGUUGCAGUGGAUGCUAUCCAUCGUUGCUUGAAGUGGGAAGAAGCAGCAAAAGUGGUGGCAAGGCAGCUGAACCGGAGUUGUUCGCAGUUGUUCGCGAACAGCUGUCUAGGGCGCUUGGAGGUUGUAAGCACAAAAGGAGCAGUUCUACAGGGAAUUGCUUUUGCUUUGCUGGAGGGAGCCAAGACGCUGACGAAAAUGAGACCUAUGGAACCUGAACAUGCCAGGCCCAUUGAUAAGUGGAGCCUGUCGUUUACAGAUGUGCAUGGGGCACAAAGCUCGAUGAACGAGCAAAUGGAGGUGCUCCGUGGUGCGAAGAGCCUGCAGGAGGCUAAGGCAGCAGCAGAUGCAGCAGAAGAAGCAGGGGUGCAUAUGUCGAAGGCUCUCGACGGGCUAAUCAGGGAUUUGGCACGUUUCUGGAAGAGCCAUGAGCAGCAUGAAACGAGUGAAGUUGAGAAUACAGUGGCACAUCCACCAGGGCUGCCGUCGCUAGACGGGCAGGUUAAGUCUGCGCUGAAGACUAAAUCGCAAGCCUUUGUUGCGGCAGCAGAAGAAGCUGAGAAACUUGUGCUGGAUGUGGGAAGCAGGAUAGAGCUGCAGGUGGCAAGGCUAAGGGACCUGCCUUGGGUGCCUUUAGUGGUGCUAGAAGACGUGACGAAAGCACUUCAGUUGGUGAUGGAAAAUACGAAGAAGAACAGGCAAGAAGUCGUUGAACUUGUGGGUAGGCUACAGGAGGAGGGCAGUUUGGACAGCUUGCUGUCUGCGUUGGAUUUGACAGCAAAAUCGUCAUUAGCACUAGGGGAAAAGAGCUUUGCUGUGUUUCGGCUGCAAGAGGAAGUAAAUAUGCUGGCACUGCUGCAGGGACUGGCAGAUAACGCUGGAGAAACCAGGGAAGCUGCUCUUCAGAUGGUAGUAGGUACCAAGACCCUGCAGCAAGCGGAGCUCCAGCGAGCAGAGGAAUUGCAGGAGCAAAUGGAGCAGACGAUAGCAGCAGCAAGAGAAGCAGCUAGCCUUCCUGCUGUUGUGCAUGCUGUUGGUGAGUAUGUCUCUGCUAGCGAGAAGCUGCAUCAACUUGUGUGGAACCGGACGUUCAGCAGUUUCAUCCCAAAGGAUGCUGUAACAGUAGCAGCCACACAGCAGCGACCGUUUGAUCCACUUCAGAGGGAAGCCAGUCUCAUCGCAGCUAAGUCGACUAAAGGGGGGGAUAUCGAAUUAAGGGCCCCAGUUCAAGCAGCAUCAGUGGCGGCAGUCUCAGAGGAUGGCAAAGGCUUCAUGGGGCAAAAAGCGCAAGAGACAGUAGAAGAAGGACUGACCUCAGAAACAGCACCAGCAGCGGAGGGAGCUGCUGGUGCUGUUUACUCUGUCAGCGGAGAGGAAACAGCAAGAGCAGGAGGAGGAGAGUUUGGUAGAGAGACAGCAGCAGCACAAGUUGAACAAGGAAAUUUCAGAGGAGACGAACAAGCAGGAGUAGUGGGAGGGGAGCUUGGUGCAGAAAAACCAGAAUUAGCGGGAGGCCUAGGCGGAGAAGCACAUGUACAAGUAGAAGGGGGACGCAUCAGCGGAGACGAAACGCCAGUAGGAACGGAAAAACCUUUUAGUGAGGAAAAGUCAACAGAAACGAGAGCAGGAGAUUUCAAUAGAGGAGCCAUGACAGGCACAGGAGGAGGUCCUAGCGGAGGAAAAGGACCACAAACGGAAGGAGACAGAGGCUUUAGCGAGGCAGCAGCCGAUCAGAAAAACGGAGAACAAGAUGAAGAAGAAGAGGACCAGAACGAACGUGAGGAAGACGAUGAAGCGGGGUAUGAAACAGCCACGGAAGAUGAAGGUGAUGAUUAUACACCUGAUGUAUUCAAAGAUGCACAUGAGUGA
Messenger RNA from Eimeria maxima, 3294 nucleotides. RefSeq lists its product as hypothetical. The transcript has a single exon. The coding region runs from base 1 to 3294 and encodes 1097 amino acids. The record is from RefSeq and is a predicted model, not a curated record. Lineage: Eukaryota; Apicomplexa; Conoidasida; Eucoccidiorida; Eimeriidae.